Molecule: messenger RNA, 1774 nt
Organism: Girardinichthys multiradiatus
Lineage: Eukaryota; Metazoa; Chordata; Actinopteri; Cyprinodontiformes; Goodeidae
Gene: mrps31
Product: mitochondrial ribosomal protein S31
Exons: 7
Coding region: 226-1509 (427 amino acids)
Cellular component (GO): mitochondrial small ribosomal subunit
Molecular function (GO): structural constituent of ribosome
Source: RefSeq, a predicted model, not a curated record
UUUAAAAUUUGAAUAGGAAAUUCAAGAAAAAUAUAAAAAAUGUAUUGUUUAAUGAGUUUUAUAUUGUUAGUAAUACGUUUUACAGUGAAAAUCCUCGCUAAAGCGUUACAUAACAACCCGUUCUCCAAACGGAACCUUUGUCGUUACUAAGUUUAUUGGGGAGCGUUAUUGUGUAGCCACGGAGGAGAACGUAAGGAGCGUGGAAGGACAUUGCAAGAAACAAACAUGCACAGACUCUUAUCCCGGACUGUCGUUGGGGUACGAAACCGCUCGCUCUGUGUCUACGAGUGCUGUGUGCUUCCAGCUAAAAUCGACAACGUGUCUAGGCCAUUCACUGGAGUUGGAGCAAACACUAUUAGCACAUGUACAGUCAGACGCUGUGAAAAGAAAGACGAUGCAAUCCCCUCCAAUCAAGGUGAGGCAACAAAUGUAGAUACUGAAACAAAGACUACCCAACUACAGGAGGAGUUGCUGGAGGCAAAUGAUGGUGGUAGCACACAACAGCAGAGAAAUGUUAAAGCUGAACAGGUUUUGUCAAAGCCAUCUCAAGUCAAGACUGAUGGAGCUAAAAGUGGGAAGAAGAGUCUUUUGGACCUCCUUGGAGCCAUGAAGGUUGAAGUUACCAGCAAAAGAAAGCUCAAAAACCUGAACACGAAGCAAAGUUUUGAAUCGGCUGUACAAUAUAAAUCCAAGUCAGGAGAUAUGGAGAGCACAAUCAGUAUGUUUCAAAAGGCAAACGUACAGGCUUCAGCACAAAGUGAAGUAUUGGAUCCUGAUCUGGUUGCAGCAGCAUCUGCUGCUGCCUCCACCCUUCCUAAUCGCAGCCGGGCAGAAUCGGAGCUGCUAAAGCAGCUGAGGCAACGCAAAACUCUCACUGAAGCUCAGAAAAAAGGCGACAUGAACAAUCUUGGAGUUCUUAUAGCUGACAUGAAAGUAGGAAAAACUCCUGGUCGCCAGAAUGCUUGGCCCGCUGAUCAGAUCCGGUUUGACGAUGACGGACAAGGAUACACACGUGAUAGAGGAAUUACCAGUGAGCUGGCCAAUGUCCGGAAAAGGAGGAAUAUUUUCCCUACAAAAAGACUUAACAUCUUUUCCCCUACUACUGAUGAACAGAGAGGUGACUCAGCACUUGCUAAGCCAACCCUGUGGGACAUGGAUUUUGCCUAUGAGUUAUCACUGACAACCAACCAGAUGCCCCGCAACGGGUUUGAAGAAAUGAUCCAGUGGACCAAAGAGGGGAAACUGUGGCAGUAUCCGAUCAACAAUGAAGCUGGCCUUGAAAAUGAAGCCAGUGUCCCAUUCAAUGAGCACGUCUUCUUAGAGAAACACUUAGAGGAGGGCUUCCCCCGUCAGGGACCAGUGCGUCACUUCAUGGAGCUGGUGGUGGCUGGUCUGUCCAGAAACCCCUACUUGACUGUUCAGCAGAAGAAGGAGCACAUUUCCUGGUUUAGGGACUACUUUCAUCAAAAGGAAGAAGUUCUUAACGAAGCUGAUGUGUACCUAAACUAAACCUAAUAGGGUUAAAAGUGUUUCUUAUAUUUUCUGGAUGUAAACAAACAGAAACGGGACAUAUUUUGCUCAGCAGGGCUUUACUGUCCUGUUCACCCUUGCACAUGUAUACAUUCACAGGUUCUUAACAAAAACUGUUUUAGCUGUUCCUCUGGAGCGUAGUUAGAAGGGACUGGUACAACUUCUUUUGAAAUAUAUUUGUACACCUCUUUCUCUGAUUUUUUAUUUGUCAUUUCAUAUGUAUUAAAAUAUAUAAUGAAACCAC